CAGGUCGUCAAAUUUAUUGCCUUCGGGCGGUGUGGCAAUGUUUUCCUCUUUCACGUGGCGCACCAAGCUUUUCUUCUUCACCAGCCACCAACCUUUUUACACUGAUCCACCUCACACUUACCUAUAUCGAAAUCCGAGCGAAUCGGAUAUCGAGUUGUUGGCCAUACACAGUCGUGUAGCUCUCAUACUCAUCUCUCGAUAUGUCGGACUCUAAGAGGAAACAGCCCAGCUCCAGAGGCGGCGAUGCCCACCCAGCGAAGAGAAGCAAAGGUGGGAAGGGUGCAGGUGCCUGGCAGACGCCCCAACACAAGGCUAAGGUUGCCAGCCUUCAAGACAAAGGCGUCACCAUCGGCGUUGGAGACAAGGGCAUUUGGGUUACAUUUGCACGAGGCAUGGACGCGAAAGCAAUCAGCGAGUUCAACUUGCUCUGUGACGAGUAUGGCAAAACGAUGUAUAACAUUGCCCCUCCCGACGAAGAUGUUGAAUCGGACAACGAGGCCGAGGACAUCGAGGAUUCCAUCAAGAAGGAGCUCGAGGGUAUUAGUGGCGGUGGCAAGAGCAAGUCCAAGCGCAAUUUCAAAGCUAUCAAGGCCGGCAUCGAAUGUGUCUUCUUCAUGAAGACGAGAGAUCCAGUGGAUCCUGUUGAGCUCUGCCGCCGGAUCUGCCAAGAUGCAAGCCUUUGCACAGAUUUGAAGGAGCGAAGAACUAAGUAUAUCAACCGACUGACGCCGGUUACGUUUGUCGAUAAGGCCUCGGAGAAUGGCGUAGCAAGAGUAGCCAGGAAGGCCUUAGCAGCCCACUUCGAGUUGACGAUGGACACCCUUCCUAGGGUUACGGAUAGCGAGAUUAAGGAGGGAUCAGUGGAAAUUGGAGUUGGGAAAGAGGAUGUCAGGGAACAGGAGAUCAGUGCAGAAGCGCCAAGAGAGGCUGAGAAGCCAGCCUUCACGUAUGCCAUCCGACCUUCGAUAAGAAGCAAUAGCUCACUUGACCGCGACGAGCUCAUCAGUCAAAUCGCCAAGGCCGUCAAUCCGAGACACAAGGUCAACCUGACUAACCCUGACAAGGUGGUGCUGGUUGACGUCUUCCAGAGCUUCUGCGGCAUGAGUGUCAUUGAGCGUAGUGACUGGGACGGGCUCAAGAAGCUCAAUGUCAACGAGUUGUAUAAAGCUUCUCCCGGGGCAAAGCCAAAGGAUAUGGGCGCCAAGGCGAGCGGUGAAGGUGGAUGCGGCGUCUUGGAUGCGAUGUGAUUGAUAGCGAUAGUAACCACGACAGAUGUAGCCUGACUUCCAAGCAGUUAGUCGGAAAGAAUAGCUAACUCAUCGUUUCUGACAUACGCCCAGUUACACAGGCACUCGAAGAUAUACGACAUAGACAGCGUCGAAUUACAG
Colletotrichum navitas is the source of this 1388-nucleotide messenger RNA. RefSeq names its product THUMP domain-containing protein. Lineage: Eukaryota; Fungi; Ascomycota; Sordariomycetes; Glomerellales; Glomerellaceae. Gene Ontology annotation, biological process: tRNA modification. The record is from RefSeq and is a predicted model, not a curated record. The transcript has 5 exons. Gene Ontology annotation, molecular function: RNA binding. Bases 201 to 1247 code for a protein of 348 amino acids.